AUGCCCAGUCGAUUAGACAACAUUCCGGAUAGUGAUCUAACAACUAAAUCAGGCGACCGUGCCGUCCAGUACUACUGGAAUACCGUUAAUGCCGAAGUUACCACCGAUCGUGUAUUGACCCCUCUCCAGCACUGGCGUGUCGUUGAGUGCUUGAAGGAGCUUGGCUCUGCCGUUUGGUCGCUCUCUGAUGUACUGGCCAACCCUUGCCGGACCUCUCCCUCUGACCCCGUUGGAGUCACUCCGGCAUUACAGGUACAUGAGCUUGCUGCCAGCCGUGAGCUUCUUGCUCUCAUCUACCGCGUCCAGGCCGGUAGAGAAAUUCACGAUCAUGACGAAAUUGAGGCCAAUAUCGCUCUUAUCACUCCUUCCUACGCCCACCAAAAGAACAAGGCCGAGUGGCCUGAUGAGCUGUCCGCCACUUUCCUAGCUCUCAUGAACCGUUGCGCCGCCGAAGGGAAGACAGCUCCCCGUGAAGUGGUGCGUUACGCUGGACAUGGCCCUGUCGGUCACUCUCAAAAUCGUCUCCAAGCAAUCUCUGUGUCAUCUGAUGAUUCUGAGGAUCUUGUUCGAAAGCCUGAUCCUUCUCCUCCGGUUGGGCGUGGUCGUGCUCGUGGUACUGCACGCAAGAAGGCUGUCGUUCGUCGUUCUACUCGCAAGAAGGUUGUUGCUGUCGGCUUCGGUACUUUGUCGACUCGUCGCCACGACACGUCUGGUUAG
Fusarium sp. VM40 is the source of this 717-nucleotide messenger RNA. NCBI's taxonomy places the organism in Eukaryota, Fungi, Ascomycota, Sordariomycetes, Hypocreales, Nectriaceae. The record is from the annotation of a GenBank genome assembly.